GUAAACUGUAGUGCACUCACUCCUCCUGCGAAUGGUACCGUGUCUCCACGUUCGUGUUUAUCAAGAAGCACUUACAGCCAGAUCUGUAGUUUUUCCUGCAAUACACCAGGCUACGUUCUUGAGGGCACUUCAGCAAGGGUAUGUGACAGGAACGGAGAGUGGACUGGGAGCAAGAACACGUUUUGUCGAGGUAUCGAGUACUUUCUCCUUUAAGUGUUACACUAUAAAAACUUGCCUGUAUUUAUUUUGCCAUGAUUUAUCUCUAUAGUAAGUGAGAUUAAAAGUCGAUGUUCGUAAAGCGUUUAUAUAAUCAAAAAGGACCUAUCCCAUCUAAUCAAAAUAUCUACAGANAGAAUUAGCGACAGCUUUUACCAAACAAUCCCACAGUACAAUUCGACAUAGUACCGGCCCAGUCAUACCCGCAACUCCAAAACUGAUAGGCUAAUGAAGAAAUGUUUUUAUUUUCCUCCUAUUUAAUCGCAUAUUGCAGUGGUAAACUGUAGUGCACUCACUCCUCCUGCGAAUGGUACCGUGUCUCCACGUUCGUGUUUAUCAAGAAGCACUUACAGCCAGAUCUGUAGUUUUUCCUGCAAUACACCAGGCUACGUUCUUGAGGGCACUUCAGCAAGGGUAUGUGACAGGAACGGAGAGUGGACUGGGAGCAAGAACACGUUUUGUCGAGGUAUCGAGUACUUUCUCCUUUAAGUGUUACACUAUAAAAACUUGCCUGUAUUUAUUUUGCCAUGAUUUAUCUCUAUAGUAAGUGAGAUUAAAAGUCGAUGUUCGUAAAGCGUUUAUAUAAUCAAAAAGGACCUAUCCCAUCUAAUCAAAAUAUCUACAGACAACUAAACACAGUUUUUCUGUUGCAUUGACUCAAAUAAAUUAAGAAGAAUUAAAAGACAUGACAACAAAAUGAAUGAGAACGUAAAUUUCGUUUAAAAUUGUCCAUGUGCAUCCUUCUUCUUUUAUCUUAUUAUUAUAGUUACAUUUAACAAGAUCUUUGUCGAAACAAAAUCUGGUUGUUUUCAGACAAUACGCCUCCUUCUUUCAACGGCAGUUGUCCAAGAAACAUAGUGGUUUCUGUUCCUAAAUGUUCGCCCAGUACUGUGGUCUCAUGGAAUGAACCAAUAGCAAGCGAUAACUCUGGUCACAUGACCUUAAGUUACCCAGCAGUACGUCCUCCAGCCAAUCUAAGUAUUGGUCUGCACUAUGUUCACUAUUCUGCAGCAGACGCCGAGGGAAACAGAGCGAACUGCAGCUUUGUGGUGCAAGUCAUAAGUAAAUAUACCUAUCAAUAAUGCCAGUUAUAUAAAUUAUCGAGAUGUAGUUGCUUAACUUGCUUAUGACUCCUGUUUUACGCACAAAAAAGCACGCCACUCACACUGCUCCAUCAUGGAUGGAAAGAUAAAUUUUCCUACAGCAGGUCACUGGCACGCUCAAACAAAAUAUUUAAAAAUUUCAUAGUGUGUAAGUGAUCGCCUGGCAACAGCAAUAUCACCUUUUGGGGAAAUGUGGGGAGGGAAGACAGGGAGGCGGGAUAUCGUGAGAAUAUGAGCAGGGGGGAUAAGGGAAGGGAGAGAGGAAAAAGCGGAAGGGGGAUAAAUUACUCUACAAUCAUUAGUAUUUUGUAAUCUAUAAACGAGGGCAAGGGGGAGGAAGCCAAGAAUAAACGGGCAGGAGCUGGGAAUGUAAGGUACGAGAGGAGGGAGGUUUGGAUCCCCUUCCCACCCCUCCCCCACUGAAAUGAAUUCCAUUAAGGAAUUGUUCCAAUCCCAUAUUUAUCUCCUUAGAUAUGUCAACAGAACUUAAGUGUUCGAUCUUCUUAACACAUAGUGAUUGAUGGAGUGUCUUUAUAAAGUUCAAACUUGGUCAAAGAUCCUUUAAUGAAACACUCCAAAAGGCUGCUCUAGGGAACCUUAUACAACACUCAGUCGACAUCUUAUCAUUCCUCUCUGGACGAUGUUAGGUUCCAUGUCUUUGCUACAUACAUCAGGAAAGUACCUACUUCAUGCGUAAGUAAGUUAUAUGUUUAAAGUAUUUUGUUUUUAUUUCCGCAGAAAGGUCGUGCCCUGUCCUUCAACCCCCAGUCUAUGGCGCCAUAACUUCUCUUUCAUGUGGAUCCGCCUACGGUUCUCAGGCUGUUAUCGCUUGUAACGAGGGACAUCGACUGAUUGGGUCACGAGUGCGGUCAUGUGAAGCAAAUGGGACAUGGUCAGGCAAUAUAACUACUUGCAAAAGUAAGAAAACACAGCAUCUGACCUAUAACAACCUCUCCUCGUGGCGCGCGGGGUGUGAUGGGAAGGUGGAAAGCGAGGGAGAGAGUCUUCCCCUCUUCUCCCUUCCCAUCAACCCCUGUUCCCGUCGCGCGCGUCACGCGUAGGCGACUGGGGAUAAGUCACACACUGCAUAUCCUUUGCUAUAAAAACAACUCAUUCUUUACUUUGUCAACUGACAAUGAUUCAGCUUUGAGCCCAAUUCCUUUGUUGAUGCAUUAUUUUACGCUGAUGAUAAGGCGCCGUGACGCAAGUUGAUCUUUUUGUAAAGGCAUUUGAACAGAAGCAGCAAUUUUUUAUUUAUUUAUUUAUUUUUUAUUGUCAGUGAGUAUUCCAAGCGUUUAGACGAACCAUCAAAUAAGGUUUUUUUCCAGCCCAUCUCCUCCUGGCCACGCUGAGAAUGGGUGGAGUAAACUGAUCUAAAACACCCAGUCACAAUUAAAUCAGUUUGUGAUAGUACUCCUGAAACCGAUGCUUUCUUCCUGAUUGUUCAUGUUAUAUUCUCGCCAGCCCAUCUUUUUUUUCAUACAGAAACUAAAAUUAAUGAAUAAAAUUAAGAAACACUUCUUUAGUCGAAUUCCCCUCUUUACUUAGUCAGCUUCUUUCGUGUUACAAUAAACGGUCCAACAAACGCCAAACAGCCUGGUAAUGUUGUAUACAGUGAUUAAAAAAUUAUUUCUUGGAAUUAUUUUUUAUUCAGUUGUUAAGUGCCCAUCUAUCAAAGCUCUCGCCAACGGAAAAAUCAGCCCCGCUCCCUGCACUCGUUCUGGGGGAGUAAGUUAUAAGACACAGUGUAUUCUACAAUGUGAUGUCUUAAAUGGUUAUGGACUUGAUGGUCCCACGCAAGUAUCUUGCCUGGCAAAUGGCUCCUGGAGUGGAAACAUUAGCAAUAUUAGCUGUAAA
Messenger RNA from Porites evermanni, 3176 nucleotides. Lineage: Eukaryota; Metazoa; Cnidaria; Anthozoa; Scleractinia; Poritidae. The record is from the annotation of a GenBank genome assembly.